This is a messenger RNA of Talaromyces marneffei, 1092 nucleotides long. RefSeq lists its product as uncharacterized. The coding region runs from base 1 to 1092 and encodes 363 amino acids. NCBI's taxonomy places the organism in Eukaryota, Fungi, Ascomycota, Eurotiomycetes, Eurotiales, Trichocomaceae. The transcript is spliced from 3 exons. The record is from RefSeq and is a predicted model, not a curated record.
AUGGGGGCAGGCAAAGUUGUAACUAGUUUCUUCGAAUAUGCCUUCAUCUCCAUAGCAGCAGCCGCCGGGCUGUACGCGACACUUUUGACGUUACUCACUACCAAGACAUUCCAGUCACAUGCAGUCUACUUGCACGCCGUCCAAAUGACAUGGUUCAAAGACCUCAAUGUUCCCGAGACAUUUGGCUUCUUGAAAAACCAAGUCACUCCUUUCUCAAUCCCGACUCCCGACGGAGAGCUUCUAUAUGCAUGGCACAUUCUACCCAUCGAGUUGUACCGCAAGCAUGAACUGGCACUCACUGCGGAGUCGACUGACGCCCGUCUGAUUCUCCACAUGCACGGUGCCGGUGGAACUGUGGGAUCGGGAUACAGAGUGCCCAACUAUCGGGCCCUAUCAGCAGGGCAGCCCGACAAAAGUCAUGUUUUGACAUUCGAUUAUCGAGGAUUUGGCCAUAGUACCGGUUCACCUUCUGAAAAUGGUCUGAUCCUUGAUGCCCUGACGGUUGUGGAUUGGGCGAUGAACGUUGCGGGCAUUCCUGCUUCUCGAAUAGCCAUUUUUGCUCAGUCCAUGGGUACUGCGGUGAGCAUAGCUGUUUCUGAGAAACUUGCUUUACAAUCGCCGCCUGUGGUAUUUGCAGGCACUGUCCUUGUUGCGCCAUUCGUUGAUUGCGCGACUUUGGUCUCGACCUAUAGCGUGGCAGGCGUGAUUCCGCUAUUGGCGCCGCUUGCAAGAUUUCCGCUAUUGUUUGACCAUCUCCGACGCUUUAUUAGGGACAACUGGUUAAGUAAAGAUCGUAUUGCGCAGUAUGACGAUUACGAUAUACCCUGGCAUCACUCAGAAGUGCUGUUUUGGCACACAGUCAACGCUUCCAUUCCUUUUGGGAUAAGCUAUGAUGAACUCGAACAGAAGAAGCUGGAUUCAAAAUUGGAUCUGGGUGCUGCUGGGUCUGUGAUGGAAUGGAAGACGGAUCAUGGCGUUAUUCGAGAGGAGAUAUUGAAGACCGGGUUGCAUGAUGUUGUUAUGGGCUACCCGAUUGUCACGAUGGCUGUGAUGCGUGCUUUUGAGGCUGCGGACCCGUCUUUUACGCGUUGA